UCUGAGCGAGUCCGCUGGAGUCCUAAACCAAAUCUACCGAUAUCUGUCAUUACAGCAGAAUCGAUCUAGACGCGGGGGCAGACCGACCAGCUCAACUCUUCGAGGGGACGCAUUGUAAGACGGUCCAGGCCUGUAGCACGACAGAUACUUGAACCUUUGGCUUCCACUCAUUGUAUCCUUGAACCGCUUCACAUCCCACUCGGUGCUUCUUGGUACCUCAAUAUGGCGGAAUACGACAAUGUCCCCUCCAGAGCAAGCGUCAAAGUCGACAAGUUCGAAUUGUCCAUCCCCGACGAGCAGAUUUCGGAUCUCAAGACUCUGCUCCGCUUGUCCCCUCUUGCCCCAGAGACUUAUGAGAAUCUGCACACCGACGACGGUAAAUUUGGAGUCAGUUAUGAAUGGAUGAAGAAGGCCAAGGAACACUGGCUGAACAAAUAUGACUGGCGUAAAGUGGAGACGUACAACAACUCCUUUCCGAACUAUAUCGCUCACGUCAAAGACGACGACGGUGAGACGUAUCGUAUGCACUUUGCCGCGCUCUUCUCGAAACAGGAAAAUGCAAUUCCGAUACUGUAUAUGCACGGUUGGCCCGGGAGUCACUUUGAAUUUCUGGAUAUCUUGAACUUGUACCGCAAGAAAUAUUCGCCGGAAGAGCUGCCUUACCACGUCAUAGCCGCUACACUGCCGGGGUGGACGCUCAGUUCGGGCCCUCCCCUGACAAGGGACUUCGACACGCUGGACGUCGCGCGCCUCAUGAACAAGUUGAUGCACGGCCUCGGGUUCGGGUCAGGCUACGUGAUCCAAGGGGGCGACAUUGGCUCCUUCACGGGCAAGGUCAUGAUUGGAGUGUACGAUGAAUGCAAAGCUGCUCACUUCAACUUUGCCGCGCAAAACGAGAUGCCGCCGGGUGUGGACGAGAGUCAAUUCACCGAGGCCGAGAAACAUGCCAUGGAGACCCGGGCAAAGGCUUUCUAUACCACUGGAAUUGGGUACGCAAAGGAACAUGGGACGAGGCCAGCGACGAUCGGGUUUGCUCUGUCGGCCAGUCCUCUUUCGCUUCUUGCCUGGAUCGGCGAGAAAUUCAUCGAGUGGACCGACGUGACUCCUCCUCUUGAUCAGAUCCUCGAUUCGAUAUCACUAUACUGGUUCACACAAUCCUUUGCACGUUGCAUUUAUACUUAUCGAGAGUACUCCGCCGUACCAGGUGGCCGCGUAUUGCCGCACAGCGAUCCUAAAUACAACAAUCGUAAACCCAUCGCGUGGUCAUGGUACCCGAAAGAGGUUUUUCCGGUGCCCAAAGCUUGGGCGGUUGCGCAGGAUAUGAAUCUUGUGCUUUUCAGACAGCACGAAGUGGGAGGCCACUUUGCUGUGAUGGAGCAACCUGAAGAAAUGAUGCAAGACAUGGAGGAUUUUCUGCAAAAGAUCGGAUGGCCCUUGAAGUGAGAGAGAGAGAUAGAGAGCGCGUCGCGAGGAAUGGAGAGAGAGAGAUAUGUCACGCACCCGGGCACAUGCUCUCA
Molecule: messenger RNA, 1517 nt
Organism: Exophiala oligosperma
Lineage: Eukaryota; Fungi; Ascomycota; Eurotiomycetes; Chaetothyriales; Herpotrichiellaceae
Exons: 7
Coding region: 223-1443 (406 amino acids)
Biological process (GO): epoxide metabolic process
Molecular function (GO): epoxide hydrolase activity
Source: RefSeq, a predicted model, not a curated record